AUGUGUGAACGUUGCUGUCCAGGAUUUCUGCAGAAGAAGUGGCAACCAACAACCGCUCACAACAACUUCACCUGUGAACCUUGCAACUGUUUUGGACGUUCCGACGAAUGUGUUUAUGAUGAAGAUGUAUUCGUGAACAGCCUCUCGCUUGACAUUCAUGGAAACUACGAAGGCGGUGGCCGUUGUCUUAAUUGUCGAGACUUCACGGAAGGUGUCAACUGCAACAAGUGCGUGUUCGGUUACUAUCGACAGGAUGGCGUUCAGUGGAACGACACAAUGCCGUGCAAACCGUGCAGAUGCGACCCAAGCAAACACACAGGUGACUGCGAAGAAGGCACAGGCAAGUGCUACUGUCAGCCACGAUUCCAAGGAGACAACUGUGAUCAGUGCGCUCCUGGGUACUACGAUCCACCUGAGUGUAAGAAGUGUGAAUGUGCGGUGAGUCCUGAGAACGGCCAGUGCCCGUGCAAACCUGGAUUCGGCGGCACGUUCUGUGAGACAUGCCAACCCGGCUUCACCAACGUCACAGCUGGCUGCAAAGCUGUGCUGUUUCAGAAUGCGUGUGCGACGAGACCGGCUCUGCACACUCGAACUGCUCGGCCACGACUGGCACGUGCGUCUGUAAGGCCAUCGUUCAGCGGCUUACACUGUGACAGCUGUCAGACUGGCUUCUAUGGAUUCCCGAACUGUACCUUUUGCAACUGUGAUCCGGGUUCGCGAACGGAAGUAGUUAGGCAUAAUGCGAUCAGCACUCCGGGCAAUGUAUGUGCAAAGACGGCUUCGUUGGCGAGAAAUGCGAUCAGUGCGACAUCGGCUACUAUGGAUAUCCUAAUUGUAAAGAGUAUUUUUCGCUUUUCAGAAUGCAACUGUAUGGGAGCCGGUGCUAAAGCCCUGGAAUGCGACGCGACGUCUGGCCAAUGCCCGUGCUACGCCAACUUCACUGCCAGAACCUGCGACAAAUGUGCCGUCGGGUUUUAUGACUAUCCCAACUGUAAAGCGUGCAGCUGUCUAAUCGAUGGUGCUAAGGGACAGGCGUGUGAUAGCAAGGGACAGUGUUACUGUAAAGGGAACUUCGAGGGAGAACGAUGCGAUCGAUGCAAGCCGAACUUCUACAAUUUCCCUGCCUGCGAGGAGUGCAAUUGCCAUCCAGCUGGAGUAACGCCAGAUUUUGCAGGAUGCGACAAGGUACAACCAGGAGAACUCUGUUCGUGCAGGAAGAAUGUCGAUGGUAGAAUUUGUGAUCAGUGUAAACCGACCUUCUGGGAUCUGCAAUACCAUCAUUCUGAUGGAUGCAUUGUGACGGGUCAAUGCCUCUGCAAACGCAACGCCGCAGGACGGCAAUGUGAAAAAUGCGCUGAUGGCUUCUAUAACCUGGAGGGCUUCAACCAACUAGGUUGCGAACUCCCAAUAGAACAUCUGCCCGAGAUCAUUGGCCCAGCGUCUUAUGUUCAGACCGGAGACGACAACAAGGUUAUUGAGGCAACUAUUGAAGUACCGGAGGACUAUGACUACGCAGUAGUCGUGGAAUAUCAUAACCACAAGAAAACCCAACUGCCCAUUACCGUCGAGCUGGUUCAGGAGGGAAAUGUGAAACUGAACGGCAGUAUAACUAUCCAUAGCUGUCCUUUUGCUACGUUCUGCCGUGAAGUGGUAUCGGAAGGCGGUAAAGUGGCCACAAUACCGUUGACUAAGGGACCGGCCACCGUUCAAUUGCAUGUGCCGCCGUCAGCUGACUUUGGCCUUGCUGCUAUAAACCUCAUCGCCAAGAAUGAAUGGAACAACGAGUAUCUUCAACAGGUGCCGGUAUGCGUGCGCAAGGAUGGCCGAUGUGUUCCUCAACAGUAUCCACCUGCUGGAAAUUCAAUUGUGGCAGAGGCCGAAGCUGGUCAAGUCAGUUAUAUGCCUUGUUGGGAGAAUCCAAUCUCUGGUGAGAAACUGCCAUUCCCAAUCGCAAAUCCUAAAGAUGUGGUCGUCAUGCCGUUGGAUGAGAGCCAGGUAAACGUAAUUUUGACUAUCUGA
Messenger RNA from Ostertagia ostertagi, 2019 nucleotides. Lineage: Eukaryota; Metazoa; Nematoda; Chromadorea; Rhabditida; Trichostrongylidae. The record is from the annotation of a GenBank genome assembly.